Messenger RNA from Zerene cesonia (dogface butterfly), 1245 nucleotides. RefSeq names its product EKC/KEOPS complex subunit Tprkb-like. The record is from RefSeq and is a predicted model, not a curated record. The transcript has a single exon. Gene Ontology annotation, biological process: tRNA threonylcarbamoyladenosine modification; telomere maintenance via recombination. Lineage: Eukaryota; Metazoa; Arthropoda; Insecta; Lepidoptera; Pieridae. Gene Ontology annotation, cellular component: EKC/KEOPS complex; cytosol; nucleus. The coding region runs from base 95 to 622 and encodes 175 amino acids.
CAGUUGUCACUUGUCACAAACGCGCUUUUUUGAGGUUAGAUUGUUGAUAAAAUUGUUUUUGUUUACAUCUGUUCAAUUUCACUAUUUAUAAAAGAUGGUUGAGAUAUAUUCAUAUCCUCUGGAUCCCGACACAAAAACUAAUUUAAAAAUAUAUCUUUUCAAAAACGUUCUUAACGUGGAGACAAUUAGAAACAACAUUGUAAACGGUGUUUGGAACUGUGCGGCUAUCAAGCCAAGUCUUGUAUUAGAUCCUCUGCAAAUUGCCGUAGCGGCCAACCGUGCUGUGGUCGCUGAGAAAGCGGGAAAUUUGGUUACGAGAACGGUGUAUGGCGAAAUUUUGUAUAAUUUAUCACUUUCUAAAAACAUCUCCCAGAGCCUUAGUAAGUUCGGCGUGGAAAAAGACAACGCUUUAUUAAUGUGUUUUCUAAUUAAUGACAAAGACGAAAGCGAUAGCAUUAUAAAACAAAUACAAGGAGAGCUUUGUCCUAUCAGCGAAUUACACAACUUUACAAACAUGAAAGAAGUAAAAAGUGUUUACAAAUUAAACUCGUUAAAAUCCAAUAUAGAUUUAUUAGAUAUUAUUGUAAGCCGUAUGGUAAUAAAGAAUUUUGUAACAUAUUAGUUUGUUAGUAGUUGUUUGGUAUGUUGUUAAAGAAUAUGUUAUCUGAAAUAUAUAUAAAUAAAUAAAUAUUUAAUAAGAUGCUUUGUUUAAAAAAUGUGUAUUUUUGUGUUAUGAGCAUAUCCAUACAGUAAUUUUAUAACUAAAUACAUAGAAAUCAAUGAUAAUUAUGGUACAAACCACCAUGGCCAAUAUGUUUCAAUGAAAAUAAUACUUUUUCUUUUUGUUAGUGUUGGCAAAGGAUCUUGUAGGUUGCCUGAUAGGAAGCAUACACCUUGCCUAUGUAUGUUAGCUUAGAUAGAUAGAUAAAGUUUAUUAAAAGAACACAUUAGCUUAUCCUUUUUUCACUUCUGUAAAUGGACUACCAACAUGGGUUGAAUAAGGUAUAAACAAUUGUUUCAAACCAUUCUUUGUCCCUAAUCCCAUUAAUUCAUUCCUUAUGCCUACUCACUUUCUAGGAAAAUUAAGGUGCAGCUAGGUUCUGGCACUCCCUCUCAUCAUAUGAAACAGUAUUCCAUGCUAAUCUUCACUCACUGUUUUAUUAUAAUUAUGAGUAUAUAUAAAUAAUGUCAAUUCAAAAUGUGGUACUUGGUAUGAGGUAUUUUAAAUAAAAGUCAUACAAUUUG